Messenger RNA from Klebsormidium nitens, 2682 nucleotides. The record is from the annotation of a GenBank genome assembly. NCBI's taxonomy places the organism in Eukaryota, Viridiplantae, Streptophyta, Klebsormidiophyceae, Klebsormidiales, Klebsormidiaceae.
AUGACUUCAACCGGAGAAAGGCUGCUGCGCUCGGCGUUCGAGGAUGGUACUCGAAAGGACCUGACGAUUCAACAAUAUAUGAAGCAUGUCGUGCGCUUGUUUCAAGGGUUCAAAAGACAACGAGACUUCACCAGCUUCGAUUGGAUCAAGGAUGCCGACGGAAUCAUCAAGUACUUUCAGGAAACAUAUUCCACAAAGCUGUCAAUGCAGGCCACUGGGAUCAAUCCGCUCUUGGUUCUAGUGCGCAAAGCAUUCUCCGACGAUAAACAGCUCUAUGAUGCCUAUUACAAGCGGUACAUAGAGGUUCGUAAGCUCAUGGAAGAUGCGAAGCCUCCUCCCCAGCAGCUGACAGAGCGGGAAGCGGCCAAUUGGAAGACACUCAAUCAGAUAAGUGAUCGCCGAGUGGAGCUGCAAAGGCACGUGAACCGUAAGAUCCUGCACAAGAGGCCCGAAGAAUUGACCGAUGAGGACAAAUUUGUGCUUUUUCGCCACCUCAUACUGUGCCUUUAUAGCUAUCAACCAGCAAUCCGCAAUGACUACAGCGAUUGCCCCAUUGUGCGCUUGAAGGACAUCAAAACGGCCGAGACCGCAACAGACAAGAUUGAGACAUCAAAUAAGCACAUGUCACGUGAGAAUGACUCGAAUGCCACCUCACCUGUUAUUGAGAACUCAACAUCGAUGUCAUCAGCACCUCUUGGAAAUGUGCAAAACACGGAGGCCCUGCCCGGAUUGGAAGGCGCGCUCCAAGAGAUCAAGAGGUUGCUGCGUGAUAAGGUGCAAGACGACACCGGCACGUUCAACGGUGUUGGAGAAAUGACCCCUAAUGGGUGGCAGAUCCUAAAGUUCAAAACAAACGGCACGCGAACUUGCUUAAAUGGUCAUCAACACGAUUCGAACCAGUUUAGCAUCAUGAGCAACGGAUGCAUUCUUGUGUACCGCUGUCUCAGUCCAGGGUGCAUUGAUCGACCAAAGCAACUGCUGGGCAUUCACUUUUGGCCCGAGUGUUUGCCUCUGAGAGCGGAAGGGGAACUUUUCAAGACUUGCGAGAGCUACAUUCUUCCCUUCGAGCCGUCCACGGAUGAAAGCGACGAGAAAAGGAAGAAAAAGGAAGAUGACGUACGAACAAGGAAAGCAAAACUGGACUUGCUCGAUCUCGAUUUGCGUAUCAUGAACCAUUACUUUGCCGUUGUCCGCUCGACAAAGGCUGUUUAUCUGGAAAUGAUCUACUCGAGAGACGAGAAUGGGCAGCUUCAGCCCCAGGAGACCAUCGCUCGGUCCGGCCGCAACUUUUUGGAGGUCUGCGGGAAUUUCCAACUCCAGAGCCUACCUGGAAAAAGCAAGGAGGUUGCCAGAUUCUGGGAGAGCAGUCCUAAACGCCGGGAAUACGAUCGAAUCGUAUUCGAGCCGGACCCGUCAAAGGGGUCAUCACGACAUUUCAAUCUGUUCUCCGGGCUGAAAUUCAAACCGCUCGACCGCAGAUUGACGGAGUCGGAGCUCGUGAAGUGCGAGGAACAGAUGCCAAAGCUCAUGUGGCACCUCCGCAACAUCUUGUGCGAUGGCUCAAAGGAGCGGUUUGACUACAACCUUCGUUGGAUGGCGCACGCCGUUCAGAAGCCUUGGAGGAAGAUUGGUGUCGCUCUCGUGUUUCGCAGUGGGCAAGGGUGCGGAAAGUCUGUAUUGUGGGACUUUUUUGGACGGAUGAUCCUUGGCGCCAUAUAUUAUUUGUAUUGCAACGAAAUCGAAAAGAUCAUUGGCAAAUUCAACUCACUAGCAGCCAACAGGUUGUUGAUUGUGUUGGACGAAUGUGGCAGUUGGGGCGGAGCGUAUCGGAUGAACGACCGGAUAAAGUCCCUAAUCACUCAGGAGACGACGUGUAUGGAGCGCAAAGGCCAAGACCCUAUCAGCGUGGAUGACAAAAGCAAUAUCGUCUUCACCACAAACAACUUUUGGUCUGUCAAACGAGAGGCAGACGAUCGCCGAUACUCUUGCCAGCAAGUCUCAGAUGCCAAGAUGGGAAACAAGCAAUACUUUGAUGAGCUCGUGGAGCAGUUGGAGAAACCCGAGACCGCAUAUCACCUCCAUCGAUAUCUAUCAUCCAUUGAAAUAUCCAAUUGGAAUUCUCAGAAGAUGCCAGUCACAACUUGGGGGGAAGGCCUUAAAGAACACUCCAUUCCACCCCACGUCAAUAUGAUGCAAGCGCUGCUCGAGAACGGGUGCUUUCACCCUUCUUUGGAGACGUGGGUAGCAUCGACAGACAUCAAGCGGACUUAUGACACGCUCCUGCAUCAGAUGGACAUCAAAGAAGACCGCCAUACCGGCGUCAACGUCUUGAUGCGCUCUCUCAAUGCCGUUUUCAAUAUGCGACCGCAGGCACGCUCCAUUCAGGGGGUUCGAACCCAUAAGGGAUGGUGGUUUGCCCCACAGGGCGCUAUCUGCGAGGCUCUCCAUAAAGGCAAGCUUAUGAGCUCGACUGUGGAAUGGGUAGACACCUGGCAACGGCUCGACUAUACCGAGGAUGAAGAAGGGCCAUGGAUGACAGAUUCCAAAGCUCUUCAGGAGCUUGUUGAUGCUUCAAAAGAGUCAAAAGAGUCGCGACAAUCCGCCGCAGAGCAAAAGUGCUCGUUUUGCUCGAAUCAUCAUGAGUGGGUAGUGAGAAGGGAUGGGGAGGGGCACAUUGUUUGA